Molecule: messenger RNA, 1551 nt
Organism: Colletotrichum lupini
Lineage: Eukaryota; Fungi; Ascomycota; Sordariomycetes; Glomerellales; Glomerellaceae
Exons: 2
Coding region: 1-1551 (516 amino acids)
Cellular component (GO): mitochondrion; cytoplasm
Molecular function (GO): NADP binding; 2-dehydropantoate 2-reductase activity
Source: RefSeq, a predicted model, not a curated record
AUGUGGACAAUGGACGUCGUUCUUGGUGAAAAGCAACAAUUGAGAGGGGUGCGAUGGAUUGAUUUGCGCCGAACCCUCGAAGCCUUCAUCGUGGCAGGCACUCUGGCAAGCCUCCCGAGACCGCGGCUCUCCGCGCGGAUACCCAACACACAUACGAUAUGGAGGACCGGUAGCGCCUCCACGGGCCGGGGAGCCAUUAGAUGUGUGUCGAUCGAUAACAGACUCGGUCUUGGGACGGGAGCAGCGCCGCCGCAGGGCAUCGCCCCUGGAAGGGUGGCACCUAAAGAGAUGGCAGCUACGGUUCCUGGAGGCACAACUCUGGGUGUGCCGGGCCAGACGAAGCAAAAAUUCAAUAAAGUACUGGGUCUACAACCCGAGCAAAACGAAAAGGAGCUAUACGCCAUCUUCAGGGCGGAUUCAACGUCACGAUUCUAUGUGCCGGCCGUCAUGAUGGGUCACAACUCGACGCCGCCACCUUCCUCGCGUACGGUUCACGUUCUCGGAAACGACGAGCGAUCGCUAUUUCUGUCACACGCUCUGCACGGCAUUUACGACUCAGUGAAGACGCUAGACAUACCGGCCAACACACCAUAUCGGGGCAUUGCCGGAAACCUAGGCACCAGGAAGAAUCCAAAAGGCUGGAUCGAACCGAAUGCCGCAUUAGAGACGUCGCCAGAAGUAGAGAAGGACGACACACAUAUCAGCAACCUCGUUGUGGCCGGGAGACCGAGCGAGAGCAUUAAGCUGCUCGAAAAGGUUAAGCACCGGAUCGACGACCGGACGGCCGUCUGCUAUGUUCAAGACGGACUCGGCGUCGCGGAGGCGGCCACGAACCGAGUCUUUCCGGAGAAAGAUAAGCGCCCGUCGAUUAUGCUCGGACACAUGACGCACUCCCUGGCAUUUGAUCGAAAGGCAAAGUCUGUCAAGGUGAUGACGCCCAAAUACGAGACGGCGCUCGCUGGUGUGCGGCCCUACUACGGCCCCAAAAAGUCUAAGCACCUCUCGACAGAUAGCUGGCUGCGGACACAAGGGAUGAUGAAGCAGUUUGCGUCGUCGGACCUCCUUAAGGCGAAAGGUCUGGCCCUCGACAGUUGGAUGAACGUCAAGAUCCCGUCGCUCAUGUUCUCGGCCGUCUGCGACCCUAUUUGCGUCAUGCUGGACUACCGCUACAAUGAGCUCAUCUACAACCCGACGGCCAAUAAGCUCAUCAAUCAGCUCCUGAACGAGAUCGCCGACGUGGUUGCGCGCAUGCCCGAGGUCAAGAAUUCGCCCGAGCUGCAGAGCGUCUUGCGGGGGGAGGGCAUGCGCAAGGAGAUUAUGGGGAAGCUUAGAGGGAAGGGGUCAGCGCCGAGCAAGAUGGCGUUGCAGAUCCAGCGGGGCAUGUUGACGGAUAUUGACUAUUUGAACGGCUUCUUUAUUGAGAGGGGCCGUAGGCUGGGCGUGAAGCUGCCGGCGAAUGAGAUGGUUGUGGGCAUGGUCAAGGCAAAGCAUAAGGCGCAAGUGGAGAAGAACCGGUCGUACAUGCCCUUAGAGCUGACCUCGAGGAGAUGA